Molecule: messenger RNA, 829 nt
Organism: Rana temporaria (common frog)
Lineage: Eukaryota; Metazoa; Chordata; Amphibia; Anura; Ranidae
Gene: SNX12
Product: sorting nexin 12
Biological process (GO): endocytic recycling; late endosome to Golgi transport
Cellular component (GO): retromer complex; early endosome membrane
Molecular function (GO): phosphatidylinositol-3-phosphate binding
Source: RefSeq, a predicted model, not a curated record
AUUGUGGUCCCUCCAUUACCCGGGAAAGCACUGAAGAGACAACUCCCGUUCCGAAGUGAUGAGGGCAUUUUUGAAGAUUCAUUCAUUGAAGAACGACGACAAGGCCUGGAGCAGUUUAUAAACAAGAUCGCAGGACACCCGCUUGCCCAGAACGAGCGUUGCCUCCAUAUGUUCUUACAGGACGAGACGAUCGAUCGAAAUUAUGUGCCAGGCAAAGUGCGCCAGUGAGAGACCCGGGCACACCCUGCUACUCCGCCCCCCUCCCCACACCCAACAUUGCCUGCAAAAUUACAUUUAUUUUUACACUAAGCCUCCACAUGUCCCCUUUCUACAAGCCCCCCUCCCCCCCUCAGCGUCCUUCAUGAGGUUCUCCUACGAUCUUUCUCCGGCCUCCAUCACUCCUCGUCUCUCAAUGCUGCUUGUACAGAGGGCAGACGGUAGCAUUUAACAAGCCGGCCCACCUUGUGACCCCCCCCCCCCUGGACUGGAGUAAGGGAAGCGGUCUGUACUCCUCCAUAUUGUCCCCCUGAGGAAGCUCGGUCCAUAAAGAUUGACCAUCUCUGGGGUAAAGCCUUAUUUCCAGCCGAUCGUUCGGAGCAAAGAGUAACUUCCAGUGGAAUUCCCUCCCCCCCUCCCCCAUCCCUCUUUUCUUCCUCCAAGACUCUGCAGCUAUUUUUAUCACAAUCUAUAACUUGCAAGCCUCCCAGGUCUUGAAGUGAUUAAGCGAAACGCGUACCCGCCUGUCUCUUGCAUCAUCACCACUGUGCGUUUCAUUUACAUUCCCAGCAAGGACCUCAGAUAACGUGUAGGCACGGCGCAGCCAAAAAAA